GGUAUGUCACACGCUCUAUAGCUAGUGUACUACAUUUUGAGGUCAUGAGUGGCAAGAGCAAGCAACAGAGAACUAAGGGCAACGUAAAGCCUGCCAGCAGUGCAAGGACAGCAGAACUGCUCGCAUCAUCGUCAGCGUCAUCAUCUCUGUCCGGUGUCGGUGGUCUGGCAGGAACGACUUUAUUCGGUUUCAGUCCGGCUGUUGUUGGGCUGGCAGACCAGACAGACGAAGUUGAUAGUGAAGUGAACUCUGAGAUCUCGCUGAUUCUAAAGAAAUUGAGCAAACGAGACACAGCAACUAAACUCAAGGCGUUGCAAGAGCUGAGACAACUGUGUCAGUCUCUAAGUUCUGAUGAUGUGAUAAAGGCAUUGUCAUACUGGCCUCGAUUAUUUAAUAAAUUAGCUAUUGAUGUCGAGAGACGAGUUAGAGAGGCUACCCACUGUGCUCAUGAACAAAUAUGCAUUAAAGCCGGUCGACAACUAGCUGUGCAUCUUCGAGUCAUCAUGCCCUGUUGGUUGUGUACUAUGAACGAUCCACAUCUACUUGCAGCAAAGGCAUCACAAGCAGCAUUUACUGCAACUCUAACAAGUGACAGCAAGAGAGCGGAUGCCUUGGUCUACUGUAAAGAUGCUAUAUUUAAUUACAUAUCUGAGAAUUUGUUUGAACACACACCAUCGACUCUCAGCGAUCCAAAGAGCACUACACCCGAGGAGAUGCAGGGGAAAUACGAUCGAAUGGUUGCCACGUCAUUAUUGGCCGUUAGCUAUCUGUUACAGCAUCUUCCAACAGAUAAGAAGGCAGGAGUCCAUAGUCAAAUUGAUGCUCUCUUUGUUCAGCCAAAGCUGUGGAAGUAUAGCAAGAGCAAAGUGCCAUCAGUUCGUGUGGCUGUUUAUAGAAUGAUUGCAGCUGCAUGUCAGCAUGUUCCAUCGGUUGUUGCUUCUCAUGCCAAGGCUUUGUGCCCUGUGGCUUUGAUGGCUGUGGGAGAAACAGAGCGGGCAGCAUGUGCAGCAGCUUGGGAGGCUGCGCUGCAUGUGAUGACAAAGACUGAGUCAAUUAAACUUUACAGAACACAGAAUUGCAACAUUUGUAUGCACACAUUAAUUGAUAUUAUUGAUUCUCUAAAUCAAGAGCUAUCUGUAAAGAGGGCAUUCUGUGUGAGUGAUUGUAUUGGUGUGGUUGUCAUGGACUGUUGGUGCCAUGUCAAUAUUCGAAAAGCGGUGCUACCGAGGGUUUGGUCAGCAAUGGUUAAUGGUGCAGCAAGUGCUUCUGAUCUAAUCUAUCCUAACUUGCUACCUCUUCUUGGGCAGUUACCAGAAGAAAUUUUAUCUGAUGGAAGAUUUUUUGUUGACUUCUUUUCCAAAGUGAGAAGAGGGUGA
Messenger RNA from Corticium candelabrum, 1376 nucleotides. Its product is annotated as E3 ubiquitin-protein ligase listerin-like. Gene Ontology annotation, biological process: ribosome-associated ubiquitin-dependent protein catabolic process; rescue of stalled cytosolic ribosome. The transcript is spliced from 11 exons. The record is from RefSeq and is a predicted model, not a curated record. Bases 45 to 1376 code for a protein of 443 amino acids. NCBI's taxonomy places the organism in Eukaryota, Metazoa, Porifera, Homoscleromorpha, Homosclerophorida, Plakinidae. Gene Ontology annotation, cellular component: RQC complex; cytosol. Gene Ontology annotation, molecular function: ribosomal large subunit binding; ubiquitin protein ligase activity.